Echinostoma caproni is the source of this 387-nucleotide messenger RNA. Lineage: Eukaryota; Metazoa; Platyhelminthes; Trematoda; Plagiorchiida; Echinostomatidae. The record is from the annotation of a GenBank genome assembly.
AUGUCUCAUUUGGAUCGCAAUCGUAAUCAGGCACUACGGGGGCAAGAAUCGCAUCUGGACGAUAUGAUUCAAAUUCAUCCAGUCCGACAGUGGAACAUAUCCACACUGAACAGAAGUGUGACCAAAUCGCUCACAUCCACGUGGCUCACCUACACCAAUCGAGGAGAACUACAAACCCAAGACAAUCUAAAUGAAUCCGACGGAUGGCUUGCUACCCCAGAUACGGAUCCACUCAGCUUGGAGCCCAGUGGGAGUCAUAAUCACAGCCGGGUUAAUUCACGAGAAGACGAUACAGACACCGAACUCAUCAUGGUUGGAGUUCAACAACAAAAGCUGGACAACCCAACAGUCCAUGAGGACAAUUUAUCAAGCCCCCGAGAUGCAUAG